UGGGGUGAUCUGAAGAGGGCUGUGCACAGGAGAUGUCCUUGCAAUCUGACAGAUUUACCAAACUGCUUUUCUAUGAAAGACUGUGUGAUGGCAGUUCCAUUGAUCAGAACUCUUAAAGGCGGAAGUACAGAGACAACGUCACUGUGCGUGAAUACCACAAAACCACAGUGUGUUUGGUUACUUUGGAUGAGUUUUUUUUUUUUUUUUUUUUAAAUGUGUCUUUGAAUUUGCUUAUAAACAACAUCAAAAUAUCUUUGGCUACAACUUUUGGCUGCAGUCAGUAUAUUUAUAAUGAAUUGUACACAAAGCCUUGCAAUUACAGUGUUUAAUUUGAAAUACAAAAUCAGUUAUAAUACCGCAUACAGCAAAUACAGCAUAAAACCCUGCUCCUAGCAGAGGGCUUAAUUAUUUUCUAGCCGUCAUGUUUGUGUUCUUGUGAAAAGAAAAUAAUCCAUUCUGCGUAGAUUUCUAAUUUCUUUCAUCAUAAAUUCUCAUGGAACGUAUUUGAAGCAAUGCACACUGAAUCCAAGACACUUCCACCCCAAAUACAGUAUAAACCCUGACUACACGUUCAGCCGUCCAACGCCAGCACCCCCAAAGAGACCAUGCAUCUGCCCCACCCCCAGCUGGAAGGGGGUGGCCCUCGGGGGCGACGUGGGAGCCUUGUCUCCAUGAAAGUGAGACCGCUGUGGUAAUGCUGUCGUCUGAGUGCUGAGGCCAGUGAGGGCGCGGUGGCCAUGGUGCCAUGACUCCCCUGAUUUGGAUACUCAUCUGGUUGCUGCGGGCACUUUCAGGGAAGACACAGAAGGCCCUGACACUGCCCGUCUUUCUGUCAUGGUUUGUCUCAGGGACGUGUGCUCUGCCCGAUCCAGUCAAUGUGAAUCUGUCCUCCAACCAUUUCAUCCAUCUCCUGACGUGGGCUCCGGGCCUGGGAACACCACCUGGGGUGCACUAUCGGGUGAUGAUUAAAGAUUUCCGGAGUGGAUUGCCUUGGAAGGAAGUUGCUGGUUGUGAACACGUGCAGUCCCCUCUGGUGUGCAACCUGACUAAGGACUUCUCUGAAAUAGACAACAUCUACUACUACCAAGUGUAUGCUGUGCUGGGGAACCAAUCAUCAAAUUCUAUAGGAAACCCCAAGGGAUUUCUACCCAUUGACAACACUUACCUGGACCCGCCCAAGGUGACCGUGAGGGCCUGUAAUGGCACACUGUGCGUGGACCUGAGGCCUCCCAUUGGUUCCCUGGAAGACAUUUAUAACAAAUUCACCUACGCACUCAUAAUCACCAGUAAGGGUCGCGCGUACACCAUGCACACCAAGUCUCUGAAGGGAGAGGUUCUGAAGGACCUGGCCCCGGGCAGACAGUACUGUGUCUCCGUCCAGAUCUUAGGCAAUGAAGAGCGAACCGCAAAGAACUCUUCCUACAGCCAACCACACUGUGCCUCCACUUCUGCCAACCCCACUGCAGAAAAAGAGGUUUUGGUGGCAGUAUGUGCGGCUGUGGUUUUGAUGUUUCUCUGUGUAUCCCUGCUGUUUCACACUGGAUAUAUCUGUUUGAAACCACCCCUUCCGGAUGUACUGAUCUCCAUCAAACACCAGGAGCACCAUCUCCCGGAGCCUGACUGCAAAGAACGGUUCUCCCCCGUGCAGGUGUUGCCCCCGUCGGGAUGCGACGACAGCGAGGUGGAGACCGAGGCAGAGGGAACCAGUUGCAGCGGCGAAGCCGAGUACGAGACACGCAGAGGCACUGAGGCAGCCCUGACCUCUCGUGACUCUCUUUCCUCCUCCGCCUCCUCCUCUGGACCUAACAAGUCCUACCACACCUCCUCGUCCGCGGACCUUCCGUCCCCCGGCGAGACACUGUCCAUCUGCCCCCUCUCCCCUCUCUCUCUGUCUGACAACCGUCUGCCGGAUUUGGACCGGGGCCGCUCACAGGCCCUGGACCCGAGGUCCAGUCUGUCCUCGGAGAGAUCUGCGGGGAUGGUGGAGGGCUUACUUCCAAUGGAGGAGGAGGAGGAGGGCUGCCUGGAAAUCAGCCUGCUCUCUGUCACCCUGGGUGGUCGUGAGGAGGUGAGGCCGCUGGUGGAUGUGGCGGGACCAGAGCCACAGGGCGCCUCCGUGAGGGAUUCCCCCGAUCCAACGACCCCCUUCCUGCCCUCUGUCGUUGAGUUCUGGGCCCCAGAACCUGUCAGCACACAGACACAUGUCUCCACUGCUGACAUGGAAGAGGAGAGCCAGUGUUAUUUGCGACAGAGCACCUGGAAUAUGAGUCCUUUGACCUUGUUACUUUUGUGCACACCCCUGGUGGUGUCCAUGCUCCCAGCUCCUACCAAUGUAUCCAUAGUCUCAUUCAACCUGGAGCACACACUGAUCUGGCUGCCUGGUCAAGGCUCUCCUGUCAACUCACACUUCACAGUUCAGUUCAGCCUCAAGAAUUUCAGGUGGCGGACGGUAAAGCGCUGUGCUGGGUUGACCACCCAGUCAUGUGACCUCACUAACACGUGGAAGGACUCCUUCAUGCACUACCAGGCCCGUGUCCAGGCUUUCACCCCAAGCCAAAAGUCCAACUGGACGCUCUCUAUGUUCUUCAACCCCCUGACUGAUACGGUGUUUAGCCCUCCUCUGGUGUCUGUGUCGGGUUGUGGGAACUGCCUGCGUCUGAACAUCACUUGGCCUACAUUGAAGGGCAUGCAGCACCCCCUGAAACUGCUCUUCUACAGGAGUUUCACCUGUCAGGUGCGCCGGACUAGAGAUGGAUCUCAGUUCAGCCUCACCGUCACCGGGGACACUGUGGUCCGCUACCUGGAACCACGGGCGGAGUAUUGCGUCACUGUAACCCCGGCUAUGGCCUUCGGCGCACACUCUGUCCCCGCUAAGCCCCGUUGUGCCUUCACCAGCCCUGCGGACGUCAACAAGAUGACUGUGCUUCUAAGUGGACUGUGCGCCUUCAGCCUGUUGGUAGCGCUGUGCUGUGGAGUUCUGGUCUACAUUGGUCACCUGCUUUAUCUGCACAGCCCUGUCCUCAAAACAUUUCUUUGGUCACUGUACUCUGCUAUUGGCUGAAACGUUACCUGACUCUAAUUCAGUUACAUUACACAUAAAAAUGUAUUU
This is a messenger RNA of Esox lucius (northern pike), 3109 nucleotides long. RefSeq names its product cytokine receptor family member b2 (gene crfb2). NCBI's taxonomy places the organism in Eukaryota, Metazoa, Chordata, Actinopteri, Esociformes, Esocidae. Gene Ontology annotation, molecular function: protein binding. The record is from RefSeq and is a predicted model, not a curated record. The coding region runs from base 746 to 3061 and encodes 771 amino acids. The transcript is spliced from 14 exons.